GAAAGUUUGCAGUUACUGAGUGCAGAUAGGUGUGAGAGCCUUAAAGAUACCUUGGUGAUACAUCUCAAGAUUUCUGUAUCAGGGUCUACUCUUUAUCUGACUACGUGUGAGCCAUCUCCACUUGAACCAACCACAUGUGAGCCCACCCAUUUUGCUGCUUUUUCCACACCUCUGUGUCUUUCAAGCCUCUGUCUCCGUGACCCUGUUGAAGCAGUACUCUCCGACAACUUUUUCACACUGAAUUGGUUUUUCAGUGAGAACACUGUAGGUAUGGACGAGAGUGGAUAUCCAUCUGUGUAUGUGGUGGACAGCCAUGUCACCCGGCCUUCAUUGCCGCCCAGGCUGAGCGAGAGGCCACAACGUGCUGGGGUGACACAGACCCUACUGUUCCUGCUAGUGAGUUUGGCGCUGUGCGGCAUGGUGAUAGAAGCCUGCUUCAUCUACCGUCUCCACCAACAUGAAUCUGGCUCCUCAGCAUCACCCUCCAAGCUCAUUGCAGGUGAAGAUGUUGCUGCUCCAACUAAAAGGCCCAGUCUUGUCACUCCUUCCAAACCAGUUGCACAUCUGACAGAUGGACAACAUAUAGUUCAUGGAAAGAAAAUCAUGGCAUGGAGCAUGGCUGCAGAACCUCUCCUCUAUAAGAUGUACUACAAAGACCAAUGUCUUGUCAUUCAGAAGGAGGGUUUUUACUAUGUCUAUUCCAAGGUUUCCUUCAGAGACUCCAAUAUAUUUCACCAUUCUAUUGAACUGAAUACAACACUGUACUCUGGGAAAAGUAUUACCCUCCUGUUGUCCAGAAAAUACUCAGAGGGGUCCAGCAGUAAACGAUCCAACAGUUACCUGGGUGGAGUGUUUCACCUCCAAGAAAGUGAUGCCAUCUUUGUGAAAGUGAGCGAUACCUCAAAAAUUGAGCGACACAAAGCCUAUGAAAACAUAUUUGGUGCAUAUAUGAUAUAAAUAUCACAUUGAUUAUUUCACAAUAAUCUGAAAGCAGUUAGAGUAAAUAGAAGCGGAUGGAAAAUCUUCUCAAGGAUUAGAGAUUCUUUGUAAUGCAAAAGCAGGUCAGUAAGCAGAAAUCGAGGCAGGUGUGAAAACCAUCAUGAAGGUCAGGGCAGGUGGCUUUCUCUUUCGGGGGUGAAACGCUUCAUUUUUUUAAAUUAUGUUGAGUGACAAAACUCUUUUUCACAUCAGAGACUUUUUAUAUGCUUACUUGUAUACUUAUUUUUAUACAAUAUAUAUACUUGUUACAAAAUGACUUGUCAUAGAUGGAUUAAAACAAAUCUUUCAUACAUUGUUCAGUCUCCCUGAGCUUCAUAUUAUUGCUGAGUAUACAUUUAUAUGCGUUUAUAUGUUCAUGCUAAAAUUAAAAAAAAAUAGAAAUUGUAACCUUGCGUAUUUCUUUUCACUCUUGCUGUGGCACAUACAGCACAUUAUUUAUUUAUUCCUCUAGUGGUAAAAAUGAAUGAUGUAACUGCUUUAAUUCUACUGUAUUUAUGUACAAGAAUAUGUAUGAAACAA
This is a messenger RNA of Morone saxatilis (striped sea-bass), 1518 nucleotides long. RefSeq names its product TNF superfamily member 14 (gene tnfsf14a). Gene Ontology annotation, cellular component: membrane. The coding region runs from base 271 to 957 and encodes 228 amino acids. The record is from RefSeq and is a predicted model, not a curated record. Gene Ontology annotation, biological process: immune response. Gene Ontology annotation, molecular function: tumor necrosis factor receptor binding. The transcript is spliced from 4 exons. NCBI's taxonomy places the organism in Eukaryota, Metazoa, Chordata, Actinopteri, Moronidae.